Molecule: messenger RNA, 4969 nt
Organism: Lytechinus pictus (painted urchin)
Lineage: Eukaryota; Metazoa; Echinodermata; Echinoidea; Temnopleuroida; Toxopneustidae
Product: serine racemase-like
Exons: 9
Coding region: 199-1158 (319 amino acids)
Biological process (GO): D-serine biosynthetic process
Molecular function (GO): L-serine ammonia-lyase activity; pyridoxal phosphate binding; ATP binding
Source: RefSeq, a predicted model, not a curated record
GUCUGCUUCAUUCGCAUCACCUGUAAACAAUAUAGACACCACCUAGGUCUGGAUAUGAUAAGGUCAUUGGUGUCGUAGUUUUACUGCAGCUGUAGUAAGCUUUAUACCCCAAUGUUUAGCAUUGAGAUUGCCUACAUGUAAUGUAUGCUUGAGUCAAGAAGGUGCAAAUGGGACUGACUGUCACUGAUUGAAAACACAAUGUUGUUUGAUAAGAUACUUGGUGCUUCGAAAAGAGUAGCAAAUUAUAUUAGUCCAACUCCAGUUUUCACUAGUGGUACAGUUGACAAAUUGACAGGAAGGAAUGUGUUUUUCAAGGCUGAAAAUCUUCAGAAAACAGGCUCUUUCAAGAUUCGGGGAGCUUUAAAUGCUAUUCUUUUAUUGAAGGAAAAUCAAGCACAGACAAAUGGUGUGGUCACCCAUAGUACAGGUAACCAUGGCUCAGGGCUGGCCUGUGCUGCCCAGAUGGUUGGGGUACCAUGCACCGUUGUGGUGCCCCACACUACCGCUUCGGUCAAGGUGGAUGCCAUCAGGUGGUACGGAGCUGAUGUGGUCUUCUGCGAACCAACCCAACAAUCAAGGAAGGAAACAUGUGAGCAUGUCGCCUCUGAAAAGAACCUGUCGUUUGUUCCUGCAUAUGAUGACUAUAAUGUAAUGGCAGGUCAGGGGACUAUUGGUAUAGAGAUAUGUGAACAGGUACAAGACCUCGAUGCUGUCCUAGUCAUGACCAGUGGUGGCGGCCUCAUAGCAGGUAUCGCUACAGCAGUAAAGGGAAUGAAGCCAAAUGUCAAAGUUUUUGCUGUUGAACCAGAAGGAAAAGAUCUCCAAAGAUCUCUUGAGUCAGGAGAGAGAAUGUGGGUAGGACCACCUAAAACCCUUGAUACAGUAGCCGAUGCUACACCUACCCAACAGGUCGGACAGCUUACUUGGCCUAUUGUCAGAGAUCUUGUUGAGAAACAAGUAUUUACAGUGACAGAUGAUGAAAUCAUUUCAGCAAUGAAAUUUACAUGGACAAGAUUAAAGCUGGUAGUAGAAGCAGCAAGUGCUGGACCAGUAGCAGCAGUUUUAUCUGACAAGAUGAAAGCUGUCGAUCCAAGGGUUAGAAACGUGGCGGUUCUCAUGUGUGGUGGAAAUGUGAAUAUCGAGCAAUUACCAUGGUGAUAGUUGGUCUUCAUGGCUCUGGUUCAAACCACUUGGUAGACGCAUGACGAUUGACCAUUUUACUGGUUGAAUUUCAAUGAAGUUUCUAUAUAAAUAGUUUGAACAAGGAAUUUGAAUUUUGUAUGUAUGGAGUUCACCCGCCACCUGAAUUGAAAAUAGAGCUGUUUAUAUUCAGUAAUCCAUGAAUCUUUUUUGCUGUGUAGUCUUUUAUACAUGCAUGACACUAACUGUACUAUCAUUAUUUUUAUAAUUGUUAUAGCAACUCAAUUUGAUAUACUGUCUUUAAGCAUGUCAAAUUAGAGUUGCCUAAAUUGAAAUAUACAUAUAUAUGUAUUACCAUUAUAACAGGAAGUUUUGGUCAUACUUGAUUAAAAAAGAAACAAGAGAAAAAAUGACAUUUGCUGCCUAGGGUUCUGGCAGGCCGGGUGAAUUGCAGACAUUUGCAGUGUUGGUUUGUUCAUGCAAGAUUAAUGCAUUGGAUUGUUCUACAACUAUAAGGUUUUUCAAGUUGAAAUUGCAAAAACUAUUUUUGAGCCCUUGAUGACGAUUUCUGGACUCGAAGGUAUUGCACCCGUCUUUCUGUUCUUCCCCAAUUUAUAAUUGUGCUAUAAUUCGGAUGAAUAGUGAAUUCCUAAUUUCUGAUGUGUAUAUAGGUAGAACUAACUAAAAGUACGCUCCAGUACAAAUUUCAAUUUCAAGACUGCAGCUCAAAGAUCAGAGGUCAUAGCUCAUUAUAUAUGCAUAUUGGUUUCCUCAUAAUAAGCAGGGAAAUCUUUGCCCUAUGGACAAACAAAAUGUCUAUAAAGUAUAGGGCAUUUCACCAUUUUGUAUCUCAUUGAUGAAAGUUCGGGAUUUUUGUUGCACACCCUUGCCAUUCAUUUUAAUACAGUUAACCCUAAUAUUAUAGUGGCUUGUCAUUUGAUCAAGCUUAGUUUUCCACAGUACUAACCUUAUAGAUGCAUUCUAUUUUGUCUUGCUUACUGUUUGUCUAAUCAGCUUGUCGUGGAAGCAGCAGGGGCAGCCCCGGUAGCAGCUGUUUUGUCAGACCAGAUGAGGGCGCUUGAUCCCAGCUUGAAGAAUGUGGCAGUAAUUUUGUGUGGUGGGAAUGUGAAUAUUGAUCAGUUGCCAUGGUGAUUGUACACCUAUUUACAGACAUUACCGAAUUUUAUCUGCAUCAUCACCAUCUGGCUGGUGCUAUUCAUAUUUUAUCUGCUUAGAGACAAUAGAGCUUUUCCUAGCUCCCAUACUCUUUGAAAGUGUUUAAAUAAUUCUCUCCAUGCUCUUUAUAGAUAGUUUUAUUCGAAUUUGAGUAGUCUGAAUAUAUUCGUACAAAAAAAAAGAAACAUAUUUCAAACUCCAGCACAAAAUGUUCUUGAGGCUAAAUUUUUAUUAUUGAAUCAAAGACAUAUUUAUAUUAUACAUUUUGCAGCGUUGUCUUUCAGUAUACUCAUGAUUAUAUUAAUUCAUCUACCUUACCUGUAGAUAUAGAUGGAGAAUAGUAAUGCAUGAAAUAUUAACAAAGUAAAUGCUGCAUCAAUUCGUGAAGCUUACUAGAAUCGAGUGUUCCCUUUACAAAUCCUGUGGGUAUUCUAUGCAGUGAAAAUAUGCAUGAAGAGUGUUGAGUCCUAUUAUUCAGGGCAGUUAGAGUCAGUUUUAUUUCUUUUGUAUAUUUUAGGUACAAGAGUCCCAUUAAAAUAUUUCACACCAAUGCCACAUAAGUGAUUUUAUUAUGAAAACCUGCAAGAGUUCUGUCAUAAUACUAACUUAGUAUCAUAGGGGUAGAAAUGUGAAUGAUCAGAGGCCGAUUUUUUUGGGGGGGACAAUUUUAUCAAUUGGAUAUUGUUUUUUUCUGAAAACCUUAAACUUGAAAUAUGGUAAUAUAUGAAAUAAUAUAUUGGUCAUUGUGUCAUGUAUAUGUUCAACUUACAUGUAAAUGUUGAGUGCUGAAUUCACUGUGACAAGACAGAUUUUGAUUCGAUUCUCUUGAUGUUAGUGAACCCACCAAAAAAUGAACAUAUUUUAAAAGUGUUCAAGUUCUGCCAUGUUUUAGAUAUUUAAUAAAGUUUGUUUCUCUGGGCUCACCGGAUAUUGUAGUGUUGAUGUCUUCAACACUCAGCAUGAAGGAGUGCAUAUUUUGGUGGGGUUCACUAACUUUUUACCACCACUGUACAUGUAGGGACAGGUUCACCGUAGGGACAAACCAGUUUCCAUAACCUAUUGAUUAAAACAAGAUACAUUCGAAUUAAGAAGAAAGUCUUGUGACUGACUGAAGGCAGUAUUUCAACUGAGGAUUUACUUGUCUAGUUGGACAUGAUAUAUCUCUUGAAUGUGACAUACUUGCGUUGGUGCCUCAUGGUAAAACCAGCAGACAAGACCAUGUUUACUGGCUAAUACAAAAAUAAGGGCUGUUAUGGAGGUACUCAUAAUGCUUACUUUAUUUGUAUGAGCCUAUGCAUUUUGGAGGCCGCUGUUUGGCUUUCCAUGUAGUCAUGCCGCCAGAUUUGAUCAUGAUGCAGUAUUUAUUGGUUAUUCUACUGCCUGCUUUCAUUAAAACUCAGGUGAUUCCAUUGUUUUUUAUCUUGCUCAUGCUAUGGAGAGCUUUUGUAGUCAAGGAAUCAUGUAUAUUGAAAACAGAUAGUCAAUUUGACUUUUAAAGGCAAUAUAUUUAGGGAAUCCAGGUUUAAUCAUGACAAAUAAGUGCCUUUUACAUGUAUUCAUUGCUCUAAUAGCACAUUUUUGGCAGAAGGGUGGGGUGGGUAGUAAUUUAAGAAUUGUAAUUCUUAUUUUGUGUGCCUUUCUGUUGUACGAAUCUAUGAUUUUAGCAUGGAUUUUAGGGUUCAGGGAUAGUGCAUUGAUUGUGCAAUAAUAUGUUUUGGAAGAGGUUACACUAAGCAGUCACAUUCAUGAUGUAUAUUCUGGUAAUAUUGUAAAUGGUUUCAAACUGGCUUUGCAUCAUGUUUGUUAUGUACAUGUAUCCCAUAUGAAUGUUCACCCCCUCUCUCUCUCUCUUGCUCUCUUUUCCUCACCUUCUCUCUCCCUUUUUACCCGCUGCCCUCCCUCAGUCUUCUUUCUGAGUGUAUGUGUGUGUGGGCCUGUAUAUAUAUAUAUCUUUCUCUCUGACAUAUACUUCCAUGUUCCCCCUCUUUCUAAAAUCCUCUUUCAUCUCUCAUUUCCUAUCCAAAUUUCCUCCUCCAUUUUCUCAUUAUUCAUCUUGGACUAUACAAUCAAUGAGAUUAAUUUAUUAUCCAUGCAUUCUAUGCACAUUUUUAUUAGCUUGGGGCUUUUACUUCUGUUAUUAGCACAAAAUACACCAAACUCAGUAAAAUUGUGAUUGUUUUAUUUUAUUCAAUCAAUAGCUUUAAUUAAAUUGUGUAAAUUUUCAGUAUGAAAUCUUGUUCUAUAUUCAUUCAUCAUAAUUUAGGAAAUAGGUGCUCUAGUGGAGCUAUUCAUAUUCUCUAUUCAAAACAUUUUGAUCAAUUUAUAUGUGUAAAUUAUAUAAAAUGCAAAUCUUGAAAAGGUUCUCUAUUUAUAUUACAGAAAUACAGUUAAUAUAAAUAUUUCCAGAAAAUUACAAAUAUGGAUGUAAGUAACCACAAAUGCCUUCUUAAAUGAGCAAACAUUAAUGUAAGCCUGUCCAUAGAAUAAAUGUAUAUUUUCUGAAGGAAAUAUACAAUGAAAUUGCACUGAAGGAACUUUUGGGUAUGCUUGUGUAUGGGCAUCUACUACGAGGAACUAAGUUUGUAUUUGUGUAAACUAUAGAAAAUAUAUAUAAUUGUGAUAUGAUCUACCAAUAAAUUUUAAUCAAAUUCUA